Molecule: messenger RNA, 1108 nt
Organism: Neomonachus schauinslandi (Hawaiian monk seal)
Lineage: Eukaryota; Metazoa; Chordata; Mammalia; Carnivora; Phocidae
Gene: MRPS17
Product: mitochondrial ribosomal protein S17
Exons: 3
Coding region: 139-531 (130 amino acids)
Biological process (GO): mitochondrial translation
Cellular component (GO): ribosome; mitochondrial small ribosomal subunit
Molecular function (GO): structural constituent of ribosome
Source: RefSeq, a predicted model, not a curated record
CCAUCCGGACUACACGCGCCGGGAAAACAGAGCCGGAAGGUGGGCGCGGGUCGAGCCCUGCAGUUGCCGGGGCUGAAUUCGGACGAGCGAGACGCCACCCCCGUGAGAACCUGGCGGCGAGGUGACCAAAGCCACAUAAUGUCCGUAGUUCGUUCAUCCGUCCAUGCCAAAUGGAUCGUGGGGAAGGUGAUUGGAACAGCAAUGCAAAAAACAGCUAAAGUGAGAGUGACCAGACUUGUUUUGGAUCCCUAUUUAUUAAAGUAUUUUAAUAAGCGUAAAACCUACUUUGCUCACGAUGCUCUUCAGCAGUGCACAGUUGGGGAUAUUGUGCUUCUCAAAGCUCUACCUGUUCCACGAGCAAAGCAUGUGAAACAUGAACUGGCCGAGAUCAUUUUCAAAGUUGGACAAGUUAUAGAUCCAGUGACCGGAAAACCCUGUGCAGGAACUACCUACCUGGAAAGCCCAGUCAGCUUGGAAACCACCUGCCUAACCAAAAAUCUGGAAGAACUCAGUAGCUCUUCAGCACAGUGAAGGAGGAUUGGAAGAAGGAGCCAAAGGGAUUUAUAAGUUUGCUUUAUGGAAAAAAGAAAUUUUUCUAAGUUUCAUAACAAAGUGUCCAAUUUCUCUUCCGGUAUUUAUGGAAUAGCUAAAGGUAAAUGAAGUAAAGGCCUUGUUAAAUUCUCAUAAAAGGUUAAGGUCAUGUUUUCAAUUUCCUUUUCAUUGAAUAUACUUUCCUCUUACAGUAAGUGUGCCUAGCAAUCCCCUGCAUUGUUUUGUAAGCUGUUUUAGAAGGUGUAUUUUUUUUUUCAUUCAAAGGAAUCUUGAAUUUAUCUUAGAAUCUUUAUUUGGGGAGGAAAAAUCUUUUGAUAUAAAACAGAUAAGACUGCAUUAAGUGAAUAUUUAUUUUUGGUGGCAUAUAUUCGAAAAUAAAUUUUUUUCUCUGAUUUAACCAGUUACAAAUCGAAAUAAUCAGCAGUCUGAUUGGGGUCAGACUUUAUCAGAUUAAAGUCUGUAUUAUGAAUGUUGACACAUAGAAAAUAAAACUUGAAAAUUCACUUUUCUUUUAUCCUGUAUUCUAGCAUAGAUUAGAUAGGACUGAUUUCAUAAA